UGGAAUUUAAGAAAGUGAUUGUUUUACUAAUUCCAACCUCAAGGGAAGAAAGAGAGAGUGGAUUCACAAAAAAUAAAGAGUGAAAUGAUAGAUAAAUGAUAAAAUGAGAAAGUAAAAAGUUAGUAGAGUCCAAUUUUAAAAAAUGAUCAUAUUUUUUGGACAAUCAAAAAAAUGAAAGUAUAUCUUAUAAAAUGGGAGGGGUACUAUUUAGGACAAUUUACUUAGAUCAAUCUUUAUGUAUCGACAUAUGGGGUUGUAUUUUUAACAUGAACUGUACAUAGAGAGACAUGGCAAGAGCUAAACAACUACUUGAGCUACAUCCUUGGCUGACUUUGUAUGUGUUGAUUAUCACUUCGUAAACGAAUGAGCUCUUCAAAUUCGUAGUAUAAAUAAAAUAACAUAAAAUGCUAUAGGAUUUCCUCCAAAAACAAUGCGAUAGCCGAUAAGUAAAACAUUUGUAAUUCGGACUGCCCAUCAUAGGGUCUUCAUUUACACCAUCAUUUAAUGCUACCUUUAAUGAAAGGGACUGGCGUCUGUUAUAAUUAAUUAAUUAAUCUCCUAGUUUAAAGACAGUUAUCAAAUAAAUGCCAAAAAUUGUAGCAACGGACGCUAUCAAGGGAAACCGAAAUAGACGGGAUGUGAAUAUAAAAGGAUCGAGGAAAAUGGCCUCCAAAACGUCAACGGCCCACUGGCAGCUCAGACUGGAAUUCCCACAUCUGCCAUUUUUCUCAGGUGAUUUGUCAAACGUUAAACUUUAGUUUUUAAAGAAAUAUAUUUUUCAUUGCUUUUGCCCCAAAUUCUACUUCAUCGUCCUUUUUAAUUUUUCUUGGAUUCUUGCUGUCUCAAAGGCAUCUUCUUUAUAUGAUAUCGAGUGAAAUGCAAUCUAUAUAAUCACAGUUUUUCACAUUAAAAUCCAUGCAGAGGUGGAUCUACUCUGGGAUUGUGGGAAUGUGUAAAUGAACAUUGUAAUUUGAUCGGGCCGAUGGGUCUCGCUGGAUUUCUAUCGGAUUCAUAGCAAUCAGUUAGGAAUUCGGCAUCUUCAAUUCACACCAAAUUCAAGAGCUUUUGUUGUCAUUUCACAGGUAAACUGACUUGAUAUAGGUUGAAAAGAAAAGGCAAUUAAAAAUAUAUAUGGAUGAGUUGCGGCAGAUUGGGGAGGUUGUGGGGAGCCUGAAGGCCUUGAUGGUUUUAGAACAUGAUAUUCUAAUAAACCAGAGGCAAUGUCGUCUUCUGGCCGACAUUUUCUUUCUGGCUUUUGACACAAUCUCAGAUGAAAUCAGACAAAACUUGAGACUGCAUGAGAGGAACACAAAGUGGAAAGUGCUUGAGCGGCCAUUGAGAGAACUUCAUAGGAUUUACAAGGAAGGGGAAUCAUAUGUUAAGUACUGUCUGGACAUAAAAAAUUGGUGGGGAAAAGUCAUUACUCUUCAUUUAAACAGUGACUGUGUUGAGUUCCAUAUCCAUAACUUGCUAUGUUGUUUCCCACUCGUUAUCGAGGCCAUCGAGACAGCUGCUGAGAUCUCAGGAGGUCUAGAUAGAGAAGAAGAUGACGAUAUCGAGAGGAUGAGGAGAGUUGCACUCAUGAGCAACAAGUAUGGGUCAGACUUGAUCGACCAUAAACUUUUCAUCUGGAAAUUUGGGAAGCAGUAUCUGGUCCCACGAGACAUUUGCAUCCGCCUGGAACGCGUUUGGAGGGAAGACAAAUGGUCUCUGCUAGAAAACAUCAGAAACCAGAAGAACAGCAAACUAGGAGAAGGGUUAAUCAAGAAGUUGGAUGAGUUUCCAAACGCCAACCUUUUGCAUAGUUCGAUCUUGUUGAGAUCAAAUGACUAUUCUGUUAAAAGGCGUAUCGGAACCGGGGGUACGACCCAUCUCAAGGAGAUCAGCUGGUUGGAUGAGAGCUUUGCAUUGAGAACUUUUUAUGGAGAUGCCAAGGAACCACAUAUUGCUGAGGAGAUUUCUUUGUUGCUCUCCCUUUCUCAUCCAAACGUACUGCAAUACCAUUGCGGUUUCUAUGAUGAAGAGAAAAAAGAGGGGUUUCUAUUGAUGGAUCUAAUGAGCAAGAGCCUUGAUGUGUUAGUAAAAGAGAAUACUUAUUCUCCAAGUCAGAAGAAGAGAGUAGUGGCAUUUUCUAUCCCGGUUGCAGUGGAUAUCAUGCUUCAGAUUGCAAGAGGGAUGGAAUAUUUGCACUCAAGAAAGAUUUAUCAUGGGGAGUUGAAUCCCUCAAACAUACUACUCAAGCCGAGAAACUUUUCUCCUGAAAGUUGUUAUUUCCAUGCAAAGGUGGCUGGGUUCAGGUUAUCCUCCAUAAAAAAAAACUAUACAUACAAAACCUCCCCGAUACCUAAUGGAUCCAGCUUGGUAUGGGCCGCACCAGAAGUUUUGGAUGAAGGUGAAGAUCAACAUGGGAGCAAAUGCUUAGGCGAAGAGAACAGGUGCAUAGCCAAGAAGUACUCAGAGAAGGCUGAUGUGUACAGCUUCGGUAUGCUUUGCUUUCAGCUUCUGACGGGGAAAGUUCCAUUUGAAGAUGGGGAGAGACCAAUAGAAGGAGGGAAAAUUGGAAGAUACUUGAGAGCUGGGGAGAGGCCUCUUUUUCCUCAUCCCUCACCAAGAUACCUUGUGAACUUGACUAGAAAAUGUUGGCAAACCGAUCCAACCCUUCGUCCUAACUUUUCAUCCAUUUGCAGGGUUCUCCGUUACAUCAAGAAGGUUCUGGUUAUGAAUCCUGAGCACGGCCAACCUGACUAUCCGCCUCCACCUGUUGAUUAUUGCGACAUUGAAGCCAGUUACUCCUCCAAGAAGCUCGAAGCAUCAGAUGGAGGAAUCUGUGUGCCAUCACAGAUUCCUUUCCAGAUGUUUGCUUAUAAGAUUUUGGAGAAGGAAAAAAAAACAGUGGGGUGCUUUAAAGAGAAUCCAGAUUCUUUAUUGAAUGAUUGUGUCGUGGGAAUUGUAGAUGAUGAUGUCUUCUCGGAUGUAAUUGACAAGAAAGAUUUACCCAAUGAUCAAAGACCAGUCGUGUCUGAGGUGGUACAAGGUAAAUCUUCAGCUGAUCAAAGAUUAGCCAAGACCCCAGAAAAGAAAAAUCUAAGCAAUGGUUUAAGAUUAUUAACCACGAUCCCCGAAAAGAAAAAUCUUUCCUUCUCGGAAAUUGGUCAGUCCUCUGCUGCUACUCUCGAGAAAGCAACUGCUCCUUCAAAACCAGCAAAUACAAAAUUCCAAGCUAAGGACACUCCCUAUAACAAGAAAUUUAAAGACACAAAAGCAGGAAAACUAAGAGAUCAGUCUCCAGUACCUUUUCCUGGAAGGAUUACCAGAGCAUAUUCAUCACCGGGAUUUUCAGCCCCAGGGUUCACCAGAACAUCUUCAUCACUGGUUGCCUCACCAAUACAUCCUCAGAGAGCUUGCUCUUCACCGUCAAGAGGUCCUCCAGCAAGGACCACAGACUGCCAAUCUGUUGUGAGCCUUAGGGGACAGAGGAAAGCACAAGAAAAAGAUGCAGAGAUACCCUAGCCCAUCUUUCACUGUCGUUAUAUCACAUAUAUGACCAUGGUUGCUUAAAACUUUCUUCACAUAGUUUAGGCUCCUCCAAAACAUAAAUUUGGUUUAAACUAAAAUUUUAACCUUUUUGUGAAAUUUUUGUUCCAUAUAUCCCCAGGUUAGAGAUUCAGCCACAUUCGGUCCUUUGCCACUUCCAAAAUACAGGAUAAUAUACAUGUAUCUUUCAUGCAAAUAUUUUGUGUUACAUAUAUAUAUAAUGA
Cuscuta epithymum is the source of this 3758-nucleotide messenger RNA. The record is from the annotation of a GenBank genome assembly. Lineage: Eukaryota; Viridiplantae; Streptophyta; Magnoliopsida; Solanales; Convolvulaceae.